Molecule: messenger RNA, 2583 nt
Organism: Trichoplusia ni (cabbage looper)
Lineage: Eukaryota; Metazoa; Arthropoda; Insecta; Lepidoptera; Noctuidae
Product: leucine-rich repeat-containing protein 71-like
Exons: 2
Coding region: 443-1921 (492 amino acids)
Molecular function (GO): protein binding
Source: RefSeq, a predicted model, not a curated record
UUGAACCUGUUAUAAAUUACUCUCUUUUAUGUUAAAGGCAUUUAAAAGGAUUACACACGCAGCAACAAGGCAAUGCUAGUAAAAUACGUUCAAAUGAUUUGUGUGAAUGUUUUCCAAAACACUGUUUAAAGAUUUUGAGUUUUAUGAUUCUUCAGUAUAAGUACUGAGUAAUCACAAACUCGCAAAGUAUAAAUACGAUCUGUAAGUGCAGGAGAAAAAAAGAAACAAGACCUCCUUUUUCGGUGUAAGUUUUGAUCAAGCAAUCUAUGAACUUCGUAGUCGUGACCCUUGAUUGACAUAAUUCAAAAGUUGCACAUACAUCAUUGGUCACAUGAACAUCUCAACAGUUUUUCAUUGUAAAAAUAUACAUUAGUUUUCAUAUAUCGUAUUUAUAACAUUUGAUAUAAUUUAAUUUUUUAUUGUGUUUUUUUGUUCUUGUGAAAUGACGCUGAGGGCGGUGUCAUUGAGAUCGUUUAAGCUAGAUAAAGUAGAACUGACAAGAUCAUUACUCUCCCUCCGUUCUGAGGAUGGGAAACCAGGGAAACCAUUAGACUUCGAUGAAUUUAUAGGAACAUCAUGCAAACACUUCGACUGCCCGAUUUCUGUAACUGUCGGAAAAGAAAUCAAUCGAGAUGCCGUAUCUAAAAGUGGAAAGAAAUAUGAAUCAAAAUCAAAAUUCAAACGCAAGAGUAUCAUCCCUCAGUUGACAGAUAUAGUAACUUCCGAUGAUGAUACCAGGACAGAGAAGUCGCUAGUACUCGAUGAUCACACUUUACUUGUCAUGACGUAUUACGAUCAUUUGAAUCGACUGACAGAAAUACAUAUGAACAAAUAUCAGUACCAUGCUAUUCCGUGGGUUCUCAUGCGACUCAUAGCGUUGAUAGCUCCCUUCAAUAAAAAUCUGCAAAAGUUUGUAAUAAAGGGUUGUAAGGUUGAUAUGUACACCAUUCAUGAAUUGAGUAAGUUGCUUCCCCUUACUAAUAUAACCGAAGUUUGUCUCGAUCAAUCACCUCUUCGAGAAGGCAACUACGACGUUCUUCUAUGCGACACAUCUUCUAUACGAAGUCUAUCGCUAGCUAGGUGCAAUAUAAAUGAUAUUGUGUGUGAACGUAUUGCCGCAAGACUGAAAUACUUAGAGCCUGCUGAAAAUACACUGGUUACUCUAAAUCUGUCUACCAACUACAUAACGGACGUCGGAGCUGAACAUUUAGGAGCUGCCCUCAGAACUAAUAGACAUUUGCGGUAUUUGAACGUAGCGGGCAAUCAAAUAACUGACGUCGGUGCAAACUUCAUCUUUGAAGUACUUAAACAAUUUCCUUUGACCUCAGAAGAAAUAAUAGCCAAGCGUAAGCGACUUGCGGAUUAUUUGAAUAAAAAACAAGAACUUAUCCACAGAGGUCUUUGUGAAUUCAAACUGGAAGAUCAUACUUCAAAAAAGUCAUCGAAAAGAUCAGCGCCUUCGAGGGGUCACAGUGCUAGAAAAGAAAAAGUGAGAGAGAGUUUGUCAGACGAAGGGAUGAAGGCGAAGGUGGAAAUAAUGGUUGCAGAUAUGAUGGGGCCCUUCGAAGACCCUUUUGGCGUUGAAACAACUAAGGUGUUGAAUGGGCAUUGCUUCAGUGUAGGUAACUUAGUGCUUUGCUAUUUAAACUUGGCUUACAACAACUUAACUUUCGCAAGCAUUCAGCAGCUGAUCUCUUUGUUAUCAUACCAGCAGAGAACAAAAACAGCUCGUCUGUGUGGGCUUCUAAAUAUCAUUGUGGAAGGUAAUUAUUUGCCUGAGGAAUGUAAGGAAUUGAAGGAUCUGAGUAUCUUGCUCAAAAAUAUCCAGUGUUUUGGUGGUCGAUCUUUGACAGACAAGAUGUCAAACAAGAAGAAAUCAACUGUUAUUAUAUCCAACCAAGAGAAAGCACUCAGUGAAUAAGAGAAUGAGAGGGGAAAUGAGAUCGUGAUGAGCCUGGUGCCUAUUAUGACAUUGAGCUUUUUUUAAGUGACUUUUCACUGAGAUCAUUUGGUACGCGACUUCUAAGCCCUUGAAGUUUGUAUGUAUAUAAUUAUCGGCGGGUAUCGGAAACUGGUGUACCCUUGAAGAAGAAUAAGGAACAUCCCAAAACAAUAGUGCGUACAGUUGCUUAUUCGUUUAUUGGAUUACAAUUGUGUAUUUACAAAAAGUGACAUUAACGUCUAAGCUUUUACAUGUCUACGUUAACGUAGUUAUCAGGUUUUUUUUUACAUUUAUUUUUUCUUAAUAACGAAUACUAGUUUUGGUAACUUUCGUUUUGAACUACACUCAAGGAACUCUUUUAAGUCUAAUUUUGAUUUCACAUUUUUUUUGUUUUAUCUACUAAAGUUAAACAUUAAAAACAAACUAUCACGGAUAUAACAACUAAAGAUAUUAUUUCUUAUGAUUAUACACCUACUUAUAGUUUAAACAAGUCAGCACCAACUUUUUCGUUUGUCAAAAUUGUGCUUAAUACUGGCUCCCGUUAUUAGGGUAUUUAUUCCUAAUUAUUCGGGUAUGUACUUACAACUACGUAUCUAUGUUUAUGUAAUAUCGAAUCCAAAUAUAAUCAGGUACACGUAGGC